Molecule: messenger RNA, 3532 nt
Organism: Physeter macrocephalus (sperm whale)
Lineage: Eukaryota; Metazoa; Chordata; Mammalia; Artiodactyla; Physeteridae
Gene: TGFBR3
Product: transforming growth factor beta receptor 3
Exons: 19
Coding region: 379-3012 (877 amino acids)
Biological process (GO): cell migration; regulation of transforming growth factor beta receptor signaling pathway; transforming growth factor beta receptor signaling pathway
Cellular component (GO): cell surface
Molecular function (GO): type II transforming growth factor beta receptor binding; transforming growth factor beta binding; transforming growth factor beta receptor activity
Source: RefSeq, a predicted model, not a curated record
GGGACGCCGAGCGGCGCUUUCCUCUUCCCAGUGAGUGAGGGAGGGAAGUCAGCGGCUCUCGUGCCCGGCCACUUUCCCUGCGCGAUUCCCUGAGCUCCCUGCAGGAGGAGAAAGUCCCCGGCGGGUCCGGAUGGCGUAGUUGCGCCGCGGCGCAGCAGCUGCCGGAGCUCGCCGCCGCCGGGCGCGGGGCGGGGAAACUUCGCUCUGCUUUCCUCCAGCUUGUGGCGGGUGGAUCUCCGCUUGACACAUCGCCUCCAAGGCAAUUUGAAAAUUGGAAAGAAGGAUUUUAAGGCCACUUCCAAUUUGCAAAGAUUAUUUAUAAUCUGAAGAACUGCAGGCUGAGGUGACUGAACGGGACACACUUUUGGAGAAAUAAAAAUGGCUUCUCAUUGUGUGAUUGCCAUGUUUGCCCUGAUGAGUUCCUGUUUAGCAACUGCAGAAUGGAAGCUUCAUGAAAGCAGAAGAGAAACUGCUUACUUUGUUCACUGCUGUAUCUCUAGCAGCUACAAGAACUUGGAAUAUAGUCCAGAGCCCAGCUCCCAGUGUGAACUGUCGCCUGUCAAUGCCUCCCAUCCAGUCCAGGCCUUGAUGGAGAGCUUCACCGUCUUGUCGGGAUGUGCCAGCAGGGGGACGGUGGGGCUGCCCCAGGAGGUGCACGUCCUGAACCUCCGCACUGCCGACCAGGGGCCCGGCCAGCCACAGAGAGAGGUCACUCUGCACCUGAAUCCCAUCUCCUCAGUCUACAUUCACCACAAGCCUGUCGUGUUCCUGCUCAACUCCCCACAGCCCCUGGUUUGGCAUCUGAAGACAGAGAGACUUGCAAUUGGCGUCUCCAGACUUUUCUUGGUGUCUGAGGGUUCUGUGGUCCAUUUUUCAUCAGGAAACUUCUCCUUGUCAGCAGAAACAGAGGAAAGGAGCUUCCCGCAUGGAAAUGAGCAUCUGUUAAAUUGGGCCCGAAAGGAAUAUGGAGCAGUUACUUCAUUCACUGAACUCAAGAUAGCAAGAAACAUUUAUAUUAAAGUGGGGGAAGAUCAAGUGUUCCCUCCCACGUGCAACAUAGGGAAGAAUUUUCUCUCCCUCAAUUACCUUGCCGGCUACCUUCAGCCCAAAGCUGCAGAAGGGUGUGUGAUAUCCAGCCAGCCCCGAGAUAAGGAAGUACACAUCAUUGAGUUAAUCACCCCCAACUCUAACCCCUACAGUGCUUUCCAGGUGGAUAUCAUAAUUGACAUAAGACCUUCUCGAAAGGAUCCUGAGGUGGUCAAAGAUCUCAUCCUGAUCUUGAAGUGCAAAAAGUCUGUCAACUGGGUGAUCAAAUCUUUUGAUAUUAAGGGAAACCUGAAAGUUAUCGCUCCUAACAGUAUUGGCUUUGGGAAAGAAAGUGAAAGAUCCAUGAUAAUGACCAAAUCAAUAAGAGAUGACAUUCCUUCAACCCAAGAGAGUCUGGUCAAGUGGGCUUUGGACAAUGGCUGUAGUCCAAUAACAUCAUACACAGUGGCUCCUGUGGCUAACAGAUUUCAUCUUCGGCUUGAAAACAAUGCAGAGGAGAUGAGAGAUGAGGAAGUCCAUACCAUCCCUCCUGAGCUACGGAUCCUGCUGGACCCUGGCACCCUGCCUGCCCUGGACAACCCGCGCAUCCGGGGAAGGGGAGGCCGAAAUGGAGGUUUCCCCUUUCCCUUCCCCGAUAUCUCCAGGAGAGGCUGGAAGGAAGGGGGAGAAGAUGGGAUCCCUCGGCCAAAGGACCCUGUCAUCCCCAGCAUACAGCUGUUUCCUGGUCCCAGAGAGGCUGAGGAGGUGCAGGGGAGCAUGGAUGUUGCCCUGUCAGUCAAAUGUGACAACGAAAAGAUGACUGUGGCUAUAGAAAAAGAUUCGUUUCAGGCCAGAGGCUACUCUGGGAUGGAGCUCACCCUGUUGGAUCCCACAUGCAAGGCCAAGAUGAAUGGCACCCACUUCAUUUUGGAGUCUCCCCUGAAUGGCUGUGGGACUCGGCACCGGCGAUCAGCCCCUUAUGGUGUGGUUUACUACAACUCCAUUGUAAUACAGGUUCCACCCCCUGGGGAUAGUAGUGGCUGGCCAGAUGGUUAUGAAGAUUUGGAGUCAGGUGAUAAUGGAUUUCCGGGAGAUACGGAUGAAGGAGAUACUUCCUUCUUCAGCCGACCUGAAAUUGUGGUGUUUAAUUGUAGCCUGCAGCAGGUGGGGAAUCCCAGUAGCUUCCAGGACCCACCCAACAGAAAUGUCACCUUCAACAUGGAGCUGUACAACACUGAUCUCUUUCUGGUGCCCUCCCAAGGGGUCUUCUCUGUGGCAGAGAACGGACAUGUUUUUGUUGAGGUGUCCGUUACCAAGGCUGACCAAGAACUGGGAUUUGCCAUCCAAACAUGCUUUAUCUCUCCAUAUUCGAACCCUGAUAGGAUGUCUGAUUAUACUAUCAUUGAAAACAUUUGUCCUAAAGAUGAAUCUGUGAAAUUCUACAAUCCCAAGAGAGUGCACUUUCCUAUCCCGCAAGCCGAGAUAGAUAAGAAACGAUUCAGCUUUGUUUUUAAGCCCAUCUUCAACACCUCCCUGCUCUUUCUACAGUGUGAGCUCACACUGUGUACCAAAAAGGAAAAGGACCCCCAGAAGUUACCUAAGAAAUCAGAACCCUUUGACCUUGCUGGCGUGGCCAAGUGUGUGCUUCCUGAUGAAGCCUGCACCUCGCUGGAUGCCUCGAUGAUCUGGGCCAUGAUGCAGAAUAAGAAGACAUUCACCAAGCCCCUCGCUGUGAUCCACCAUGAAGUACAAUUUAAAGAAACAGGUCCAAGCAUUAAGAAACCGAUUCCAGUUUCUCCACCGAUAUUCCAUGGUCUGGACACCCUAACCGUGAUGGGCAUUGCGUUUGCAGCAUUUGUGAUUGGAGCACUGCUGACAGGGGCCUUAUGGUACAUCUAUUCUCACACAGGUUCACAGCUGGAGAGGAAGUUGCCUGAGGAUGAAUUGUACCUACCUCGAUUCUCACUGAUAUCAGGUGAUAUUUAGAUGAGACUUUGGACGUUAAAGGCGAUGCUGGAAUGAGGUUGAGACUUUGGGGGCUGUUGGAAUGUGUAGAAUGUAUUUGACAUGUGAGAAGGACAUGAUGGGGUACGGGGGAGCUGAGUGAAAUGCCAGGGACUGAAUGGUUGUGCUUCCCACAAUUCAUAUGUUGAAGCCCUAAUCCCCAGUGUGAUGCUAUUUGGAAAAAGGGCUUUUGAAGAUAAUUAGGUCAUGAGGGUGGAGCCCUCACGUUGGAAUUAGUGCCUAUAUAAGAAGAGACAGGAGAGAGCUUGCUUCCUCUCUCUCUCUUGUGAGGAUACAAUGUGAAGACAGCCAUCUACCAACCAGGAAGCAGGCUCUCACCAGACACCAGAUCUGCCAGUGCCUUGAUCUUGGGCUUCCAGCUUUCAGAACUGUGAGAAAUAAAUGUGUGUUGUUUAAGCCAUUUAUUCUAUGGUAGUUGUUGUAGCAGCCUGAGCUAAGAUAGAAAUCGAUGAUUUGCAUGAUGAUUUACUUCUACUCCUCU